ACGUCAGACGGAAAACGACGGGCCAAGGCGCCAAAUUAACCUGACCUGGAGAAGUACCGUCGCGGAGGGCAGAUUUCUUCGACUUCACACAAACCUUUUUCAAAAAACAAAGCUGACAUUGCGCUUUACGUGCUCAGUCGUUCAGUUUUAACCCAGCGAAGCAUAUUUUACACGCAUUUCAAACCAGAGCGGUCGCGAUGGGUUUGCUCGAGCGAUGCCAGGAACUCUUCAGUACCUCGAAUCUGUAUGAAGUGCUGGGAAUAAACAAAGACGCGUCGGAAGCGGAGAUAAAGAAGAGCUACUACAAAGUGUCGCUGAAAGUACACCCGGACAGAGCCCCUGAAGACCCACAAGCAACGGAGAAAUUCCAGGUGUUAGGAAAGCUGUACUCAGUGCUGACGGAUCAGGAGCAGAGGGCUGUUUAUGAUGAGCAAGGAGUGGUGGAUGAAGAGUCAGAUGUCCUUCGUCAGGACCGUUGCUGGGAAGACUAUUGGAGAUUGCUCUUCCCUAAGGUGACAGUGCUGGACAUCCUGGAAUUUGAGAAGAAAUACAAAGGCUCGGACGAGGAGCGCGAGGACUUGAUCCGGCUUUACGUGCAGCACGAAGGAGACAUGGAUGAGAUCAUGUCGUCGGCUCUGUGCUCCUCGCAGGAAGAUGAGCCCCGGCUGUGCGGCAUCAUCGAAGCCGCCAUCAAGAGCGGAGACGUUGAAGCGUUCCCCUCGUUUACCCAGGAGAGUGACAAGAAGAAGAGGGCUCGUCGGAAAAGGGCUGACAGAGAAAAAGACGAAGCGGAGGAAAUGCAAAAAAAGAUGGGGCUGGAUGACAAAGAUGACAGUCUUGUCAUGAUGCUUAAGCAACGACAGCAGUCCAGGGAGAAGAAUUUUAAUAGUUUCCUGUCAGACCUGGAAGCAAAAUAUUCUAAAAAGAGUUCAAAACCCCAGAAGGGAAAAAAAGGAAAGAAAUAAAUGUCAGCAGUUUCUUUUUUAAGGACUUCCAAAUAAAGAUUUUUGUCAGCA
Molecule: messenger RNA, 1016 nt
Organism: Oryzias melastigma (Indian medaka)
Lineage: Eukaryota; Metazoa; Chordata; Actinopteri; Beloniformes; Adrianichthyidae
Gene: dnajc9
Product: DnaJ (Hsp40) homolog, subfamily C, member 9
Exons: 5
Coding region: 198-965 (255 amino acids)
Cellular component (GO): nucleus; cytoplasm
Molecular function (GO): heat shock protein binding
Source: RefSeq, a predicted model, not a curated record